GGUAAAGGCGGUGGAAAGGGCAGUUCGGAGAUCAAGAAGCAAAGGUGAAGGAGGAUACAGAAGUAUAGUGGAGGGGAAACAGGAAGCGGAGCAGGUUUACACAAAUAGACGAUAGGCAGAAUCAACAUUUCUUCCUUUCUCUCUCCCUGGGACGGACUGCGUGACGGUCGGGUCGCUGUUUCCAAGGUGAUAGCGGCGGUGGGAGAGGAAAAUGUCUCUGUUCGGAAAGAAGAAGACGGCGGAAGAUAUAAUAAAAGAACAGAACAGAGAGUUGAGGGGCACUCAACGUUCUAUAGCCAGAGAUAGAGCGGGCUUAGAGAAACAAGAAAAACAGCUGGAAAUGGAAAUCAAGAAAAUGGCCAAGACUGGCAACAAAGAUGCUUGCAAGGUUCUUGCAAAACAACUCGUGCAGUUGCGGAAACAGAAGACCCGUACAUAUGCUGUGAGUUCGAAGGUCACUUCUAUGUCCACCCAGGCUAAAUUAAUGAAUUCUCAGAUGAAGAUGGCUGGUGCCAUGGCCACCACAACAAAGACCAUGCAAACUGUGAACAAGAAAAUGGACCCACAAAAGACCUUACAAACUAUGAAGAAUUUCCAGAAAGAAAACAUGAAAAUGGAAAUGACAGAAGAAAUGAUGAAUGAUACAUUAGAUGACAUUUUUGAUGAGUCUGGAGAUGAAGAGGAAAGCCAAGAUAUUGUGAACCAGGUGUUGGAUGAAAUAGGAAUUGAGAUUUCUGGAAAGAUGGCUAAUGCUCCAUCAGCAGCGAAAGGUCUACCCACAGCAUCCACAUCUAAAUCUCAAAUCUCGGAUGAAGAAAUUGAACGGCAGCUGAAAGCUUUGGGAGUGGACUAGUUGAUCUGGCAGUAAUUGGGGGAGGAGGAAAUCCUUGAUCAUAUGUGAACAAUGCCUUUUACCUUGACUACAUGGAUCUACCUGAAAGGCACCAUUAGAUAAAUAAUGGCAGCAUGCUGGAUUUUCUUCUGUAACUUUAACAAAAAUACUUAUUUACAAGGCCGGAAUUUAAAGCCACACUCUGCCAAAUACCAUAACCUAUUGCUGCUUUAAAACUAAUGUCUUGAUUUUUGAAGUGGAAAUUAAGUGUGUAUGGUUAGUAAUGUCUUUUAGUGAUUGACAGAUGUAUAUCAAGCACGGUGCAUUUGUUUGGUUCUACUUGUAAAAUGAACCAUUUGUUAUGGUAUCUGACUAAAAUGAAGAUGGUGUUUGCCAAUUUGAAUAUUUGAGUGACAGUUUAUUACAAGCUACAUUAAGAUCUAAUUUAUGAAAGUUGCUGUUCUUGGGUUGAUGUGUGGUGGUAGAAUAUGCACAAUGCAAAAAUCAGCAUUGUCACUCAAUUUGGAUUUUGAUUUUCUUUUUGUGGUUUGAAAACUAGUGACACAAGACUCUCUUUUGUGGGCAGUCUCCAACUCUGAUUUCUGGGGCUUCAUGCUGAAUAUAGAAUAACAAAGCUUUAGUAAACCCAUGUUACAAAAUUCUAACGGAACAAAGAACAUGUCCUUGCCACUUUAUAAACAAGGCUAACUUCAUUAAUCAGGGAAUAGAGUGUUGUGUGGUCUCCCUAGCAUUUUACAUUGUCGCUACCCUUUUUUUGCAUCUAUAGAUGCACAUAGCGUACAGCAGAAUUACUCAGCUGGCAGAGUAAUUUUAGCUUUAUUGGUUGAGUCUUACAUUCUACAGCUGGGAGACUAAGCCUGUAUCUAUGGUGUAUAACAGCAAGCUAUGUAAUUACCUGAAGCUCGUUGCAAAAUAUUCACAUUAACACUUCACAACAUCUUUGAGGUUAAUGGAUGUAAAUACUUUGCUAUAGUAUAAAUAGUAAAGAAAGACUUAUUAAAUUUGUAUAAACCAUUCCUUGGCAAUAAAUACUGUGGAUGUGGGGAAAUCUGAAAUAGAUACAAAGUACUGCAAAUAUUCAGCAGGUCUGACAUUGAGGCGGUGAUGGUUUCAUGAUAAUGUCACUGAACAAGCAAUCCAAAACGCCAGGUGGUUGUUCUGGUGACAAAGUUUCAAAUCCUACCAUGGCAUAUGGUAAAAUUUUUAUUUUUAAGAUAAAAGCUAAGCUAAUGACAACCCCAUAGCCACCACACAUUUUUUGUUUUUUUAAAUAGCUAGUUUUAGGGAAAGAAAUCUGUCAGCCCUACUGGUUUGACCUACAUGUGAUUCCAGAUCUAUAGCAACGUGGUUGAAACUUAACUGCCUCUGCGCAAUAAAUGCAACACCAACAUCCCAUGAAUGAAUUAAACAAAAGCUGUGUUGGAAGCCUUUGACUCCCUGUGCUCAUGUACUUUGAUUAGGUUCAAAACUUAUCUGUUGUAUAAAUCUGUAAAUAUGUCAAUAUUGUAUACACUAUUAUUCAUCGUGCUUUGUUUCUUCCCGAAAAAAAAUUUCUAGCAAGUCCUUGCUUCAAAGGUGCCAGUUAUCACUUGAAACUAACUUGGUUGAAACCAAGAUAGUAGGAGCUGCUGAUGUGGGAGAAUCUGAGAUAGCACGUUGAGAAGCUGGGUGAACACAGCAGGCCAAGCAGCAUCACAGGAGCAGGAAAGUUUGACAUUUCGGGUCUCAUCCAGCUUCACACCGUGUUAUUUUUGGUUGAAACCAAGCUUUGUUGGGACAACAAAUUAUUUGUGAACACUAGUUUUGUUUGCAGGUCUAUAGGGUUAUUUUCACUUCUGGAUUUAUUCUUGGAAGUAAUUUGAAACUUGAUUUACAUUUCUGAUGUAAGUGAUAGUAUUAACUUUCACUUAACCAAAUCCUUUGUGUUUUUCCUUUUGCUGUAAUAAUGCAUUGUAGGGUAUCCUUUCAAGGAGGAUAACAAUGCUGUAUAAAGUAUACGUAAAUUCCAUUCCUUGUAAAGGAGAUAACUGGCGCCGUAAUUCUAUAACCUGUCAUACUGUUUAGAUGAAAAUAAUUCAGAAUCAAUAUUUUCUCAAGUGCCUACUAUUACAUGUAUAGAUAAUCGUCUUCUCUGACAUUAUAACAAUAAUACCACCUUUUUCUUUCAGGGAUACAGCAGAAUUAAUAGUUUUCUUCAUGGCUUAUUUAAGUUAGCAACUCAUUUAAUAAAAGAACAAAGGCCUAUGUUUUGUAACAUUUAGGGGAGUAUGGACAUAAUAUCUAUGCUACUGAAUUUUUUCCAAGUUCAUUCAAGCUAAAAGUUGAGUAUAACAAAAUCUGUUGCAAAUUAUAUACCACAACUGUUGGAAAGUGGUGAAGGCAAAUACUCUCAAUUAAAGCCUUAGACAUUUUGCUUUAAGAUUGUUCAAGUAGUGUUUGGUGUCUUUUUAUUAAUUCUACAUUUUUCUUAAGUGAUCAAAGAAGUUUUAUUGGGAUAGUGGUAACUAAUAAGCUUAACUAAAAUAUUUUUAGAUAUUUGAAAUUGAGUAAUUGAAAAGUAAUUUUUAAUUCUGAUUUUGCAUGAAAAUGACAGGUUAAAAUUUAUUACUAUAAGUUUGUAAGAUUGCCAGCUUAACUUUAAAUAAUGGAGAUUUUUAAUAUACAGUGCACUGUUCUCCAGUACUGACAAAUGCAUAUAAUAUUGGAGAAUUCAAAGCAGUAUUUAAGGAAUGCAGUACAAUUGUGUUAUAUUGUUUGGAAUAUGUUCCUUUCUUUCAGCUCUUCAUUUACUGAUUGCUAAAACUGUUUUGGAAGAUUAAAGAGAGAAGAGAAGUUUGUAUUUAGACAAAAGGUAUAUAACUUGAAAAUAUGGUUCAUUUGCAAAAUUAAAGUCUGAGAAAUCUUGAAACCUGCACAAA
Molecule: messenger RNA, 3771 nt
Organism: Stegostoma tigrinum
Lineage: Eukaryota; Metazoa; Chordata; Chondrichthyes; Orectolobiformes; Stegostomatidae
Gene: chmp2ba
Product: charged multivesicular body protein 2Ba
Exons: 6
Coding region: 212-853 (213 amino acids)
Biological process (GO): endosome transport via multivesicular body sorting pathway; protein transport; late endosome to vacuole transport
Cellular component (GO): ESCRT III complex; multivesicular body
Source: RefSeq, a predicted model, not a curated record